GGUCCCUCACCUCUCACCCCGAAUCGUCACCGUGCCGGGUCGAACAGCAGCAGCAGCGGCGGCGGCGUUGAGCGAUCGCUGCCGGUUUAAGUUGUUCAUUCAGCUAUGGCACUUGAAUAGCGCUAUCCCAGAGGGGAGAGAGGAGAGGAGGCGGACGAGUACAACUUAGGUGGCACAGAGCCCAGCCUCGUCCCGACUCAGGCGCUCCGCACAUCAAGCUGCGUCGACUGCACGGGAGCCAAGGCCGUACCCACAUGGCCGUACCUCACAGUGGAGCCACGGUCUCUGGGCUUGCAGAGCGGCAUCUCCACUGAGGCCACUGCCGAUUUCGCGAAGCCACCGGCGGCGUGGAACCGAGAGGACGGAGUGAGUCAGGGAGGCCCUGCACCGAGACCAGACGUGCUGCCCGCAACGAUGGCGACUCUGCCGCAGGGCAAUGGGCACGUCCCCGGCGAGGCCCCCGUGCCCUGCAUCUGCGUUGCGCUCACGAGUCCCCCUGUGCCCAACUGCGUGGCGCCCAUGUGUGCGAGGGGCGAUGACGCCCAUCUCGAGGAGGUCCCGGGUUUUGGCGAGAAGUGGGGAGAUGUUGACCCCCCGGGGGGUGACGCGGUGGCGAGCAGUGCGCCGCACUCACGGUCUCCGACCUCGCUGCCCGUGACCUCUGAGGGAACCGUGCACCGAUCACACUGCACUGCCCAGGACGGGCAGGAGAAGGCGGUGGAGGCGGAGGAGGACAUGGGGGUCCUCGCGGUGCCGCCCAGCUGCGCCGAGGGUCUCCCCGGCAGCCUGGCCCCUCCGGGCCCCGCGGACGGAAGCCCCAGCCGUUCGGAGAGCCCCGCUCCGGGCGCCAUGCAUCACGAGCGGAGCUCCAUGUUCCUCACCGUCAAGACGUACGCCGAUCUGCUGGGUUGCGACGAUCCCGGGGACGCGCAGCCCGGAGCGACCGCCGCCGGUGACGGCAGCGCCCGGCAACCACGCGACGCGGCGUCUGUCGCGGUGCGGCCGAUGGCGCCUCUCGGCGACCACACAGACGGCACGGUGGCGCGGCCCGAGGGUGGCGAUGCCGCCGCCGGUGACGACGACGACGACGACGACGCGGGCAUCGUGAUCAGCCCCCACGACGCCGACUUCUUGUCGGAGUCGGACGUCUCGUCGGAGCGCGACGCGGCCAAUGGCGCCGAGUCGGACUCGGCAACGGUGGCGGCGGCGGAAGAGGAGGCGGCGUCGCGGGACGGCGAGGACGUGACGAGUGCCGAGUGGAGGCAGCACCGCAAGCACAUCUUCGUGCUCAGCGAGGCGGGGAAGCCCAUCUACUCGCGGCACGGCAGCGAGGAGGCGCUCUCCUCCAUCAUGGGCGUCAUGCUCGCGCUCGUCUCCUUCGUGCAGGCCAGCCGCAACGCCAUCCGCUCCAUACACACAGGCACGCACGUCGUCGUGUUCCUGCAGCGGGGCCCGCUGGUGCUGGUGGCCGUGUCACGCAGCCGCCAGUCGGAGCAGCAGCUGGCGCAAGAGCUGCAGUAUGUCUACAGCCAGAUCCUGAGCGUGCUCACGGCUACGCAACUCAACCGCGUCUUCCAGAAUAAGCAGAGCUACGACCUGCGCCGCCUGCUCGCCGGCACGGAGCGCUUCCUCGACAGCCUGCUGGACCUCAUGGAGACCGACCCCUGCUUCUUGCUGUCGGCUGUGCGUUGCCUGCCGCUUCCCGGCUCCCUGCGUGACUCCGUCAGCCAGAGCCUGCAGCAGGCCAAGGACAAGGACUUGGUGUUCUCCGUCAUCCUGGCCAAGAACCACCUAGUGAGCAUGGUGCGCCUGAAGGAGCAAUCGCUGCACCCGGCCGACCUGCACCUGCUGCUGAACCUGGUGAGCGCAUCGCGAACCUCGUUCAGCGAGGGCGAGGUGUGGCUGCCCAUCUGCCUGCCACAAUUCAACUCGUCGGGCUUCUUCUACGCGCACGUCUCUUACCUGGACGACGCCUGCAACCUGUGCCUGCUGCUGCUGUGCGCCGACCGCGAGGCCUUCUUCACUGCCUCCGACUGCCGGCGCCGCGCGCUAGAGCGCAUGCGGCGGCAGGACGCGCUGAGCGGAGUGCUGGCGGCGCUAGGCAGCGACUCGUACAGCGUGGCGCAGACCGGCAUCCCGGACCUGCGCCACUUCAUGUACAAGUGCCGCAGCACCUCGCAGUUCACCAGCCCUGAGCUGGAGGCCCCGUACUGCUCGGCUGAGUCGAGGCAGCGACUCUUUGACCUCUACCAGCAGCUGCACGGGCGCGUGCACAACGCGGCCCGGCCGCUGAAGCUCAUCUACCACGUGCGCCAGCAGGAGACGCUGCUCGCCUGGGUGACGAGCGGUUUCGAACUGUACACCUGCUUCAGCCCUCUGGUCACCAAGGCGGCGGCCAUCAACGCCAUCACCAAGCUGCUUCGCUGGAUCAAGAAGGAGGAGGAGCGCCUCUUCAUCAUGAACCCCCUCACCUACUGACGCGGCCGCCCGACUCGCGUCGUUGACGUCGCCCCCCGUCCUCCGCCCCGCCGUCUUCCGUGAAGACGCCCCCAGCAGGACGGUGCGCGCUGCGCGUUUUGUAAAAGCCGGGGCACCGCGGACGCCGUGUUCGGCGGCGAGAGCACGGGUUUAGACGGUGCCCCCUCAUGCUAGUGCUUGAGGCAUCGUCGGAGCGGCAUGACGAGGGAGGCGGUGGUUCAUCGCAAGGUCCGUCAUCUUAUGCUCACGUCCACGGUAUCGCUGGGUUGCGCCUAUCUGCUUUGCCGGCGUCGUGCGUUCUUUCACAGAGAGGCAUCGAGACGCCGUUGGAUUGGCGCCACCACGGUCCUGCAUGGCGACUUCCCGGGGAAAUGCUACGCACGCCUAUAAAUCAUUCACACUUCACUUGCAGGAGCAACCCAAACAGCAGUGUGCAACAAACUGCGGACGCAACUAAGCCGUGCGUCAUCGGUCACCUGACACGAGUGCAAUGAAUCGCUACUGGGGAGGGGUAUGCUUUGUUAAGUGGAAAUCCGAGGCGUGAGGGAUUAAAAAUCUGAAUCUUUUUCACAGAUGUCAGGUAGGACGUCCAGUUGUAGUAGGGUCAGUCACCGAGAGGAGGGGGAGAUUAUUGUGCAGCGUUUACACGUGGCGGCCAUGCAUCCCACAAGUUCGACUGCAGCACUUUGACGACUGGAAUUCCGAGGCAGAAGGAAGUGUCACCUGAGCAUAGACUGAUUUAUAUGAAGCAGGGGCAUACCUCAAUGAAAAUCUCAUCGUAAACAUUUAAAAUGUUUAUAAAUGCACCCUUCAUUCUACGAGCGCAUUGUAAACUUGCACAAUAAGGGACCUUCAAACCUAAGCCCACAAUUGUCAUGGUUCACUUGUGCUCUCUUCCUGGAGUAAAGUCAGCGAAAGUGCUGCUCCACUUUGACAUCGCAGCGUGCAGAAAAUGACAGCUGCAGUGGCGCUGGCACGUGGGGUCACGGCGGAGCCAGUAGGGGGACUGCCACCCAAGUCCCGCGUCUUGAGAUGUUAAGGUGUGGACGCCAUGUCCACCUGAGCUGUUCUUCUCUCGAUUUUUGCUCGUGUUCCAAACCCAGAUUCCAACCUGGCUGCUGAAGCAAUCUCUUGCCCAAUGUUCGUGACAUUUGGACACGACAGGACAUGAACUCUGUUAAAGUUCGGCUGCGCACUCGGCACAUCCGCUCGAAAAGGGCCUUGGCAGCUACCAUUUCAGUUGAGGAAUAAAGUGUAAUGUUUAUGUGUUAAAAUCCUAUUUUGGCUGCCAAAUCACGCAUUUAAGCAAAACAAUGUACACGUUUUUGGGUUGUUCCUAUAAAUGUAAAUUUUAAAGUGACCCUACUUUGAUUGAGACGAAUGCAGAAGUGGUUGUAGACCGUUGCGUGUAACGGUCGCUCCAGCUGGAGCCGGGGGAUAAGCGUGUGGUGUAGCCCGGCGUGUAACUUUUUCAGAUAUUUUGAAUUCACUUGACUUCGAUGUAAGAUAGCUGACACGAAUCGUUUUUAUUUGUAGGAUACGGCUGGGCAUACGGGUUUGCUUGAAGUUUUAUUCAGCGGCAAGUUUACCAUUUGUAAAAUACUGAUGACGUGAGACAGUGGCUGCAGGCGGCGUAACGCUGGCUAAGGCCUGGCAGCCCGCGUGAGGGCUUAGAGGCGCGUGGUGCAUGCGCAGCGUUCACAGGCCGACAACGGGCGAUGCACGCCCAGCAAGCUCACUAGGCACUCUACGAGGUCGCAUCACUGUUUUACGUUGCAAAACGCCGGCUAUCUUUGGCCAAUAAAUCCAUAGGUUGGUGUGUGACCCCUUUAGGGGGGGCUAAAUGGGGGCUCGUGCACAUCAACUCUGUUAGAAUGUCCACAAUCGACUGUCCGUCUUUGACAGUGACGACACAUUGCCCUCUCACCCCCCCCCCCCCCCCCAUGCGUCCCUUGGAUCUUCACAGUCUGAAGGUGAUGAGACUCCGAGUCGCUGGUUACUAUGGGGGUGACACUUGGAGCUGUUAUCGCCCUCUUGUCGCCUGUAGAAAGUUCCACAUGCAACCUCAACUUCUGUGUCUGUCAUAAGUCUCAUAAUUGCACUUUUUAGCGAGUGUAUUCUAAAGCCUUGACUGUUUCAAUAAUCCCAUCUGCAGAUAUAAAAAUCUAUGCAUCUUGCACAGUGUUUCGUGAACGUCGUGAGUGGAAACCUGCAGAAGCACGUCUGGACAUGGUGCCCCCUUGCACGAAGCCUGGCCUUGAUGAGUCUGCAGUAGAGAACGUCAUCAUUGGUGUUGCGUCUACUCUCAAGCAUGGCCAGUCACUCAACAUUGGUUGUUACUAAAAUGUUGAAAUUAAAUUAAAUUUUAAAGUAGCUGGGGAGGUGGCUGGGUGAGUUGGGGGCUCAAUUAUUGUACCAGAUUAACGAGGCAUCACAGCCAGGAUCCUGGGUUCUAACUCGGGACGUGUCUCCUACUGUGUUCACGGUGGCUGAGCUGCCUCGAGUGUGGACAUUGACAUGAGUCGGAUAAUGUUAGAUGGCCAAUGACGGCACAACAUUUCACCGAUUGUUUUAGUUCACUCAGUUCAAGCCACCACUUGAUGCGUGAAAUUGAUGAAUGUCGGUUAUUUGACCACAUAUUACAGAACAUGAAGGUGUGUUCUAUUAGUUUCAAGUUUAUUUUGUUUAAGCAGGUAAGAUUUCAAGAGACCAGCAUGAGUCUCAUUUACAAGAAUGACCCGGGGCAUUAGUCGGCCAGUAGGGGAUAAUGAUUGAUAUGUAUAGUUCCAAUUGAGUAAUUUGCGGGUUAUGUUUAAAUUUGACAAAUGUGGACUCUGACGUCCACUGUGAAGCAGACGGUCCGUAGUAUUUUGACGGUCAUUACAACCGCAGGAAUAAUCAGGACUGUUGCUGGAUUUGAACCAUGAACCUUUGCAACAAACAUGAAACGCGCUACAGUUGGUAUUCUUCACCACCCAUGGCCUCGUGACGAGUCACUCCACUGGCUUGGUGUCGUCAUUCUCCGUGGGCAUUCCUUGGCCUGACACGAGCCUCGGCUGAUGGAGGCAGUUCUUAAAUCACGUUCAUUCGAUAUCGGACUCCCGACAGCGCAAUUGGGAUAAAAUUAGUGACAAAAUGUAGACAUUACACUGGGUUACGCUGCUGUAGGAUUCCAUUAUCAGAUGUUUAGAUUUUAGAUUUGAAGAUUUCGUGACUGCAAGUAUUCAUAUUCUUAGGUUUUUUCGGUAAAGUCA
Lethenteron reissneri (Far Eastern brook lamprey) is the source of this 5732-nucleotide messenger RNA. RefSeq names its product vacuolar fusion protein MON1 homolog A-like. Lineage: Eukaryota; Metazoa; Chordata; Hyperoartia; Petromyzontiformes; Petromyzontidae. Gene Ontology annotation, biological process: protein targeting to vacuole; vesicle-mediated transport. Gene Ontology annotation, cellular component: Mon1-Ccz1 complex. The record is from RefSeq and is a predicted model, not a curated record.